This is a messenger RNA of Phacochoerus africanus (Common warthog), 8884 nucleotides long. It is a transcript of the gene NEDD4L, whose product is annotated as NEDD4 like E3 ubiquitin protein ligase. The coding region runs from base 308 to 4105 and encodes 1265 amino acids. Gene Ontology annotation, biological process: regulation of dendrite morphogenesis; ubiquitin-dependent protein catabolic process. The record is from RefSeq and is a predicted model, not a curated record. Lineage: Eukaryota; Metazoa; Chordata; Mammalia; Artiodactyla; Suidae. Gene Ontology annotation, molecular function: sodium channel inhibitor activity; ubiquitin protein ligase activity; protein binding. The transcript has 28 exons.
GAGAGGGGGGAAAACUUCUCUAAGUCCACAAGCUGGCAUUGGAGGGGGAGACAGCGGUCAUGUGGUUCUGGCCAUCCUACCCUCUGUCACAGUGCGGAUGAGAGCUUUUUGCUCUUAUCCAAUCAUGCCUGGAAUGCCGCUUGCCACUUGGGUUAUUUCUGCUAUCUGUCGCUCUUAGUGCCGCAGUGCUAAAGGUUUGGCAGAUGGGACACUUUUUCUUGGAGUUUGUGUCUUUGGUUUUUGACUUCUGGCAGCGCCGGGCUUGUUGUUGCCGCUCGCCCUCUCCCUCCCUGGCCCUCUGGGCACCAUGGCCCAUCGGCUUCGGUUUCAUUUUGGCUCUGGUCGCAGCAACACAGCCCCCGAAUCAGAGAUCCUAGACCAGGAGAGAGAAGACGACUUUUUCAUGGCAUUCCACACGCUCCCGCGGAGGAGCGGCCCUCACCCCUUUGCCUCUCAUGGAGCGGAGGAUGGCGGAGGUGGCCUGCAGGCAGGCGUGGGCGCGCUGAAGCGCAGCUCGUCCAUGUUCAUCCCCCAGCUCCUGAGCCCCGUUGACACGCGGCCCACCCGGAGUUCAUCCGUGCAGAUCUCGCUGCAGCGCAAAGCUGCCGACGGGGCCCCCGACGGGUGCGGGCCCCCCGAGGGCCUGGACGGCGACGUGGGCUCAGUGCCUCGGAGCGGCUGCUCUGAGACCCCGGAGCCCAAGAGCCUCGAGAAUCCCUCUCCCGGGGCCGCCAGGGCUCCGGGCCCGCAGGUCAACGGCACGUGUGGCCGACGAGCACCCGGUCUCACAGCCCCCGAUGGCCGCGAGGAGGCCAAGCCUUCGAUCACCCAGGGGCCCGAGGGCAGCGGAGGACUCCGCAUCCAGCACCGCGCCUCCAGCGCGGAUGUGCGCCAGGUGAGGCUGACGCCCUUCGGGGCUGACGGCCCAAGCAGCUUGUCGGCGCAGGAGCCCAGGCGCUGGUCCCUGCAGCACGUUCCAGAUGCUUCUGGAAGUUCUGGGAAGCGGUGUUUUGUCUUCCAGUUGCAGCAGCCUCAACCCGGUGUGCCAGGGCUGGGUGGUGACUUCAACUUCGGGUUCACCGGCACCAAGGGGGACAGGUUGGUGAGGUAUCCCCGCAUCCGGCUAGAGAGGAGCACCUCGUACCCCACGCAGCCCCGAGCAGAGCGCGGGAGCCCCACAGAAGAGCACGGCCAUCCAGAGACACCACCCCGGGGCCGCAGGGUGGCUCCCGAAAUCCACAGGACCAACUCCGUGGAAAGGACGCCGCAGGGUCAGGGCUGCACGUUUAAGAUCAGGCAAGAUCAAAAUGCGGGGCAGCAGCAUUUCAGAAUUCUUGUGACUCGGGGGCCAGAGGAAGCUCCUCAGAAUCCCGAGGAGAAUAACGCCUCCUGCCCUGGUUCCUCAGGAGCCAGCGCCCCGACACGAGACGACUUCCUGGGACAGGUGGACAUACCCCUUAGUCAUCUCCCGACAGAAGACCCAACCAUGGAGCGACCCUAUACAUUUAAGGAUUUUCUCCUCAGACCAAGAAGUCAUAAAUCACGAGUUAAGGGAUUUUUGCGAUUGAAGAUGGCCUAUAUGCCCAAAAACGGAGGUCAAGAUGAAGAGAACAGUGAGCAGAGAGAUGAAAUGGAGCCGGGGUGGGAAGUUGUUGACUCGAAUGACUCGGCUUCUCAGCACCAGGAGGAGCUUCCUCCCCCACCGCUGCCCCCUGGGUGGGAAGAAAAAGUGGACAACUUAGGUCGUACUUACUACGUCAACCACAACAACCGGACCACCCAGUGGCACCGACCCAGCCUAAUGGAUGUGUCUUCUGAGUCCGACAGCAACAUCCGGCAGAUCAACCAGGAGGCAGCACACCGUCGCUUCCGCUCCCGCAGGCACAUCAGUGAGGACCUGGAGCCCGAGCCCAGCGAGGGCGGAGAUGGCCCUGAGCCUUGGGAGACCAUUUCGGAAGAAGUGAACAUCAGUGGAGACUCCCUCAGCCUGGCGCUGCCACCACCGCCAGCCUCACCCGUGUCUCGGACCAGCCCUCAGGAGCUGUCUGAGGAACUGAGCAGAAGACUUCAGAUCACUCCAGACUCCAAUGGGGAGCAGUUUGGUUCUUUGAUUCAGAGAGAGCCCUCCUCGAGGUUGAGGUCCUGCAGUGUCACCGACGCAGUCACCGAGCAGGCUCAUCUACCACCGCCCAGUGCCCCAGCUGGGAGAGCACGCUCAUCGACUGUCACGGGUGGUGAGGAGCCAACGCCAUCAGUGGCCUAUGUACAUACCACGCCGGGCCUACCUUCAGGCUGGGAAGAAAGAAAAGAUGCAAAGGGACGCACAUACUAUGUCAAUCAUAACAAUCGAACCACAACCUGGACUCGACCUAUCAUGCAGCUCGCGGAAGAUGGUGCAUCCGGAUCCGCCACAAACAGUAACAACCAUCUAAUCGAACCUCAGAUCCGCCGGCCUCGUAGCCUCAGUUCGCCAACAGUAACUUUAUCUGCCCCCCUGGAGGGUGCCAAGGAUUCACCCAUACGUCGGGCUGUGAAAGAUACCCUUUCCAAUCCACAGUCCCCACAGCCAUCACCUUACAACUCCCCCAAACCACAACACAAAGUCACACAGAGCUUCCUGCCGCCCGGCUGGGAAAUGAGGAUAGCGCCCAACGGCCGGCCCUUCUUCAUUGACCAUAACACAAAGACUACGACGUGGGAAGAUCCGCGUCUGAAAUUUCCAGUACACAUGCGGUCCAAGGCAUCUUUAAACCCCAAUGACCUUGGCCCUCUUCCUCCUGGCUGGGAAGAAAGAAUUCACUUGGAUGGCCGAACUUUUUACAUUGACCAUAGCAGCCAGGUGUUAUGUGGCGAGAACGAUGCCAGAGACGCAGUGCCCUUGGACGAUAGCAAAAUUACUCAGUGGGAAGACCCAAGACUGCAGAAUCCAGCUAUUACUGGUCCGGCUGUUCCUUACUCCAGAGAAUUUAAGCAGAAAUAUGACUACUUUAGGAAGAAAUUAAAGAAACCUGCUGAUAUUCCAAAUAGGUUUGAGAUGAAACUUCACAGAAAUAACAUAUUCGAAGAGUCCUAUCGGAGAAUCAUGUCUGUGAAAAGGCCAGAUGUCCUGAAAGCAAGGCUGUGGAUUGAAUUUGAAUCGGAGAAAGGUCUGGACUACGGGGGCGUGGCCAGAGAAUGGUUCUUCUUACUGUCCAAAGAGAUGUUCAACCCCUACUAUGGUCUCUUCGAGUAUUCCGCAACGGACAACUAUACACUUCAGAUCAAUCCCAAUUCAGGCCUCUGUAAUGAAGAUCAUUUGUCCUAUUUCACUUUUAUUGGAAGAGUUGCUGGCCUGGCAGUAUUUCAUGGGAAACUUUUAGAUGGUUUCUUCAUUAGACCAUUUUACAAAAUGAUGCUGGGAAAGCAGAUAACUCUGAAUGACAUGGAGUCUGUGGAUAGUGAAUAUUACAACUCUUUGAAAUGGAUCUUAGAAAAUGAUCCAACUGAAUUGGAUCUUAUGUUCUGCAUCGAUGAAGAAAACUUUGGGCAGACAUAUCAAGUGGAUCUGAAGCCCAAUGGGUCAGAAAUAAUGGUAACAAAUGAAAACAAAAGGGAGUAUAUUGACCUCGUCAUCCAGUGGAGAUUUGUGAACAGGGUCCAGAAGCAAAUGAACGCCUUCCUGGAGGGAUUCACGGAACUGCUUCCUAUUGAUUUGAUUAAAAUUUUUGACGAAAAUGAGCUGGAGUUGCUGAUGUGCGGCCUCGGUGAUGUGGACGUGAACGACUGGCGACAACAUUCUAUUUACAAGAACGGCUACUGCCCGAACCACCCUGUGAUUCAGUGGUUCUGGAAGGCUGUGCUGCUGAUGGACGCUGAGAAGCGGAUCCGGUUACUGCAGUUCGUCACCGGGACGUCCCGAGUACCUAUGAAUGGAUUUGCCGAGCUUUAUGGUUCCAAUGGUCCUCAGCUGUUUACAAUAGAGCAAUGGGGAAGUCCUGAGAAACUGCCCAGAGCUCACACAUGCUUUAAUCGCCUUGACUUACCUCCAUACGAAACGUUCGAGGAUUUACGAGAGAAGCUUCUCAUGGCUGUGGAAAAUGCCCAAGGAUUCGAGGGGGUGGAUUAGGUGCCCCUCGCCUCGGAGUGGUUGUUCUUCGAGCAAGUCCUGCUUGCACUUUUGCAUUUGCCUAACAGACUCUGCAGAGACCGUGGCAGAGAGCGGUGUGCGGCGUGGGCUCCUGGAGCCGAGCCUUCGCCUGCGACUUGCCCACGUUCUGACACGGGAACCCAGUCCCAGGUCGCGUUCCUGCAUCUUCCACCACAAGUUACCAACUGGUUGAUGUGUAUACUAAUUACAUUUCAGGAGGACUUAUUCUAUUUAUGUUGUGCCUCUGUAGGCCAAGCCCUUAAUAAAUAUUUUACAUACUUUAUAAUGACAGCGAAUGGAAUUAAUCACUCUCCAGGUAUAGUAUUACAACUCAUGUUUACUUCUUAAAAUGAUUUAGACCGAUUUGCAGAUUUUAUUUCAGUACAAUUAAAGAUGUCUCAUGUACUUGGAAAAAGUGAGCAUAUUUUUUUUUUUUUUGUAUUUGAAUUUCAUACCAGGUUUAAUGUCUAUGACGUUUUUCUUUCUAAAAGUACUUGGACACUCCUCUUCCCCGCUUUUAUUAGAACUGGAAGACUGACUUUUGUCCCAAAACCUUCUGCAGACAAAUACUUUGAGAGAACUAAAACUAUAUCCUUUAGGCAUCAUGACAGUUUUUUCUGUACUCAGAAUGAAAACAAACUGGAUAUUACCUUUUUUUUUUUUUGUACAAAUUUAGCGUAAUAGCUACAGGCUGAGAGAAUUGUGACCUAGCAUGGCAAAUUUUGUGUUGACUGGAAGGAAUCACACCAUUAUUCCUUAGACGUAAUUACGUGUGUGCUAUGACACAUUUGAGGCAGGGUUGACUAGCCUUUCUCGUAAGAGAAAUUACUUAACCCUCCCUGACGCUGUACAGUCCUCCUAUCCUAUUUCCCUCUUUGCUGUUCGUAGUAGAGACAUUUGAAUGAAACUCGGCACCACGUGAUUUGAACCUGUGGAAGCCAGAUCUGUGUAGCCUCCUGUUUGUACGUGUCCGCUAAUGGUAGCUAAAUAACCAAUUUUUGUUCUAACUGCACCGAUUCUGAAGGCACUUUAUGUACUACAUGGAGGUCAAACCUGGUUUGGUUUUGUUUUUCUCAUAAACAUUAAAUGUGACGAUGCCUUCCUGGCCCUGCACACACCUUUCCAGUGCAAUGUCUGUCAGUUGUGCAUCUGGCUGCUUGUGUAUAAAACCUGGAUGUAAAGCUGAGCCUACCAACCUGUCCCCCCCAUUGUGUGUGAUUUCUACUCCACUACAGAGAUUAAUUUAAUAGAUACUUAAUCUAACCGGCUUUUGUUCCCUGUGACGCAUUGCAUGCUUCGAUACUGUGUGCUGCCCGAGCUGGGCCAGUCGUGGGCUGGACAGAAAGUGCGAGACGAUGUGGUCUGUUCCACUGGUCAGAUCCUCACGAGGAUGGAAGGGGCCGCCCCCCAGAUUUGAUUCUUGGCCCUCGGUGCAGAACUCUGCUCUGUUUGGAGAGAACGCCUGAGUCAGUGUAGGACCCCUGCCGCCUUUAACCUCUGUUGUCCUGGGCCCCCCCCGGUGGCAGUCAGGGGACACUAGACCUCUCCUCUCUUGCCGGUCGUAAAUGAGUCAGAAAAAUCAUGAUUUCACAGCCUCUGUUUAUGGUGUAAGAAGGAUCUUUGGUGUUAGACAUUCAUUUCCCCAGCGCUGGAUGGCUUGCGGGAAGCCACAAAUGUUUGUGGUCACAAAUGAGUUGUCUGAAGGGGCCGGAGGCCUAGGUGUGUAAAAGAAGGUGGACUUCUCUAGAGUUAAGGAUUGCUCCCUUCUCAUAGUGAUUUUAAGAUAUCCAGGGGUCAUCAGAAAACCUGGGUGUUGAAUAAUUAGAGGGGGAAAAAAAAAGAACAAAAAACACGGCUCAUUUACCUACCAGUGGGAUUUUCUUCCUCUUCAGUCAGUGUAACACAUGUCUCCGUGGCAACCCUCCCCCUUCUUGCAGCCCCUCAAGUCCAGACUCAUGCCAAAGCCUGGAAGCGCAGGGUAGGUUCUGAGAGUGAGUCUGUAAUUAUAGGGGGAGAAAUCUAGCAAUUCUUGUCUAAGAACUAAGAUUCUUCUGUCAUUUUAUAAUCGGUGUAUUCAGGAAAAUCACUGCAUUUUCGCUAAAUGCAAAGUAUUGAAAAUAUGAAAGAAAACCCAUUCCAAGAUACUUCCUGGGCCAGGAACGGAUAAGCGUUCUCGAAAUAUACCCCCAUGCAUUACUUGAAAGCCAGUAAUUGUGCAUGACAGUUCAGUUCAUCUAGCCCUUAAUAUCUGAUUGCAGUAACAACUCGAAAGUACUGGGUUUAGAGUCUGUUUGGAGUUUUUUGUUUGUUUUUAAUCCAAAUAAGGGUUUGUAAUUUUCAGCAAUGCUCUGUUUCACUUUUAGUCUAAAAUAGUGAUACAUCUUGUUUCCUCUCAAUCCUGACGAGCAUGCUCCGUCAUCUUUAUGACGUGCUCACAGGGGGCAAAGAGCGCAGAGCAGAGCGGGCUGCACACUCGUCCCGUGGGCCCUGCCCACGCGGCCAGCAGACCUGGGCAGGGGGCAAGGUCACCUGAUCUCGUUGUGCUAGUAGCGAUGCUGCUCUGCCGUCCAGGGUCACUACAGCCUCUGUUUUCUUCGAAAUGACCUGAAUCUAGCUUCUUUAGCUCUCUGAAAAAGAGAGUUGUUGUGGGCCAUUUUACCUUGAGGUGAAAAAGGAAGGUCCAGCGUUUAUCUAUUGCACAUUGAAAGCCUUUGAAGCAUCAGUCAUGGCAACCAUCUAUAAAAGUCCUGGGUGUUUUCUCUUCCUGCCUCUUGUCGGCCUACAGAUGAAUCUGGGAUGUUCUCCCAGCAGUGGGAUUGGGCUCAGAGAGUGUGCUGCUUUUCUGGCUGCUGCCUCCGGAACGAGAGACGAUGAGGCAUUUGUCUCAGUGCUCUUUUCUUUUCUCCUUAAACACAUCCCAUUAUUUACCCAGGCCCUUCAGUAGCUAACAUCAGCUACUCCCUAAGGCCCAAUGACAGAUGCUUAUAAAGCAACCUGACAUGGCUAUUCCUCCCACAUAAGGAUGCAGUGACAGAUUCUGAGAAAUGGUUUGCAAAAUAUUUGAACCACUUUUGAUGUCUCACGUGGUUAAAUAGACAGCAUGUUCCGUGGCUGUUUGAAUUUGCCAGGUCCAAAUUGGCUCUUGUGCAAGGCGAAUCCGUAUGCGGCAGAUUAUUCAUUGUUCUAACAGUAACUAAUUGUUUCACACUUGACUCUAGUGUUGGCCUAGGUCUUUUAUCUCAUCUCUGAAAUUUCAAAAUCUGUAGAGAGGGCCCGGGUUAAUCAGUUUUCAAGUCCCCACCCACGCUGUGCUAGCUCUCCUUGUUUGCCUCUUCUCUCCUCAGCCUGACUCUGCACCUCUGCUGACUCUGGUAUCAUCUUCUGCCUGGCCAGUAGGGGGUGCUGCUGUGCAGGGUAACUGCCUGACCUGCUCCCUUCCUGACCCCCAGGAGGUCCUGCACUACCUCUGUCUCAUUCAGACUUUGGGGUAUAUCCUGAUAAGUCAUGUCAAAACUGCCAAAUUUUAGGUCUGAGUUUUUUUUUUUUUUUAAUCCUUAUAAACUCCACUUUGUACUUUAGAUUUUAAAACUGGGAAGAAAAUGUGAUAUACUUUGGACCACUUUUUUUAAUUUAUCAAAGCCUUAAUGAACAGUGUAUAUACAUUUGCAUAUGCCCCACCCACACCCACCCCAGAGUGUUUUCAAUGCGUCGGAGACCAAGCUGUAGCAUGAGAAUGGGGCUUAUAUAAUGUUCUAUAGAAAAAGAGAGCUUUCUGUGGGUGGGGAAUUUUCCAAGAAAACCUCUCAGACAUCUCCCCCUCGUUAAAGAUGUUACAUGCACAGCAACGCGUGUCUAAGAUGCAUGUCUUUUUGUUGGUUGCUCUUGUGUUUGUAUGGGGUCCCGACAGACUCCAAUGACACUGGCGACAGACCUCUGUGUACUGCGUUCUCAACCCAUAUCAGUGCAUCAAAAAGCCUUCUCGUGACCAUAACCCUGUGUCCACAGACAUCUGUGCUCCUAUAUAAACCAGUUUGCCCCUCUUCUGCAGACAAAUUUCACCUAGAUUGUCACUGUUUCUUUCAUGUUAACUUUGCACAACUUUGUUCUUCCUCCACUACUAUGUAUAUAAUACACACAUAUGCUGUCCAAAUAUAUCUGUAUAUAUUUGUAUAGCAUUUUUACACCUUUCUUGAGGAAUCCGGUUUCAGAGUUUAGUCCCUUCUACAGUUUUCUCCAAGCUGUGUCCUGAGAAUUCUGACCCUGGGAGCCCGAGAGAACCCCCAGGGAGAUGAUGAUCUAAUGUGACGUCACCUCUUCAUUUUCAGCAUCCAUUAGCAAAUGAAACAUGAAAAAAACAGUGACUUUUGAGGUGAAAGAGAGUUUCAAGCAUUCCAAAUGGAUUCUCAAUGUUUCGUAAGUUUUUAUUAUAAACCCACCUCCUACUAUAAAGCCAACUAUUUGAUACAGUGAUUAAAAACCAAUCUACUUGGAAAUGUUUUUAAAGACAACCUAUGGAUAAAUGCUCAUUUUCACAAUAGAAUAGCUUUAAACCGUGGUUGAAUUUGAUACAUACAGGAAACGUUUUGUUGCAGAACAAAUCCUUUUUGCUUUUUGGUUUUCUUGAGAGAUCUAAAGAGAAAUUGUGGAUUGUGUUCCUGAUGGCAAAAGAGUCAUGUGACAAAAUGAAGUCUUGUAAAGAAGUGAUGCAACUUGUCAAAUAUUUAAUAAAGAAUUAUGGAAGCUGGAGCUUUUUCUACA